AAAACGGGUCAUUUCACUAAAGAGGCGACGGAAACAUCAUCAUCAUCAUCAUCAUCAGUCACCCCACCCGUCAAGACACGGGCAUCGGUGACGUCAGUGGGACUUUAUAAGAGCCUCUGCGACGGGACCGACCCAGAAGACCCGCCGACCCGCACAGAGACCCACGCGCACAACAAGACAGUGAUGAAGAUGCUGUCCUCCCCGCGCCUCCGCUGCCUCCUCCUGCUCCUCCUCUCCCUCGCCGCCUCCAUCAGCUGCUCCUCCGCCGCCCAGAGAGACGCCAAACUCCGCCUGCUGCUGCACCGGACCCCGCUGCUGGCCUCCAAACAGGACACGUCUCGGUCCUCGCUGGCCGACCUGCUCCUGUCAGACCUGCUGCAGGUGGAGAACGAGGCUCUGGAGGAGGAGAACCUUCCUCUGGGGGGAGGAGAACCCGAGGACGCGGCUGUGGACCUGGAGCGGGCCGGCGCCAGGGGACCGCUGCUCGGACCCCGCGAGAGGAAGGCCGGAUGCAAGAACUUCUUCUGGAAGACCUUCACGUCCUGCUGAGAGCCCGCACAUCGUCGUCCAUCAGUAGUUUGAAUGGAUUGUUUAGAUUUUCUGAGCUGAUACUUUCUGAAUGUAAAACCGAUGAAGCUAUUUUUAAUUGUUGGUUUUAAUAAAAUCUGUUUGAGUCAAA
Betta splendens (Siamese fighting fish) is the source of this 679-nucleotide messenger RNA. RefSeq names its product somatostatin 1, tandem duplicate 1 (gene sst1.1). Bases 184 to 549 code for a protein of 121 amino acids. The record is from RefSeq and is a predicted model, not a curated record. The transcript is spliced from 2 exons. NCBI's taxonomy places the organism in Eukaryota, Metazoa, Chordata, Actinopteri, Anabantiformes, Osphronemidae. Gene Ontology annotation, molecular function: hormone activity. Gene Ontology annotation, cellular component: extracellular region. Gene Ontology annotation, biological process: regulation of cell migration.